AUGUCUUGGGCUCUUAAAUCGAAAUGGCACAAAAUCUGUGACACUGUCUCUCAGUGUCUCCCAGUGUCUCCCAGUGUCUCUCAGUGUCUCCCGGUGUCUCCCGGUGUCUCUCGGUGUCUCCCGGUGUCUCUCGGUGUCUCUCGGUGUCUCUCGGUGUCUCCCGGUGUCUCCCGGUGUCUCCCGGUGUCUCCCGGUGCAUCUCGGUGUCUCCCGGUGUCUCUCGGUGUCUCUCGGUGUCUCUCGGUGUCUCUCGGUGUCUCUCGGUGUCUUUCAAUGUCUCCCGGUGUCUCUCGGUGUCUCUCAAUGUCUCCCAGUGUCUCUCGGUGUCUCCCGGUGUCUCUCGGUGUCUCCCAGUGUCUCUCAGUGUCUCUCGGUGUCUCUCGGUGUCUCUCAAUGUCUCCCAGUGUCUCUCAGUGUCUCUCAGUGUCUCUCAGUGUCUCCCAGUGUCUCUCAGUGUCGCUCAGUGUCUCUCCCUGUCUCUCGGUGUCUCUCCCUGUCUCUCACUGUCUCUCAUCAGUGUCUCCCAGUGUCUCUCAGUGUCUCCCAGUGUCUCUCGGUGUCUCUCGGUAUCUCUCAGUGUCUCCCGGUGUCUCUCGGUGUCUCUCGGUGUCUCCCGGUGUCUCCCGGUGUCUCUCGGUGUCUCUCAGUGUCUACCAGUGUCUACCAGUGUCUCCCGGUGCAUCUCGAUGUCUCUCUGUGUCUCUCGGUGUCUCCCAGUGUCUCUCAUUGUCUCCCGGUGUCUCUCGGUGUCUCUCGGUGUCUCUCAAUGUCUCCCAGUGUCUCUCACUCCCGGUGUCUCUCGGUGUCUCUCGGUGUCUCCCGGUGUCUCCCGGUGUCUCUCGGUGUCUCUCAGUGUCUCCCAGUGUCUCCCAGUGUCUCCCGGUGCAUCUCGAUGUCUCUCUGUGUCUCUCGGUGUCUCCCAGUGUCUCUCAUUGUCUCCCGGUGUCUCUCGGUGUCUCUCGGUGUCUCUCAAUUGGGAGUCCCUAG
This is a messenger RNA of Oncorhynchus masou masou (cherry salmon), 987 nucleotides long. RefSeq names its product keratin-associated protein 16-1-like. Lineage: Eukaryota; Metazoa; Chordata; Actinopteri; Salmoniformes; Salmonidae. The transcript has 5 exons. Bases 1 to 987 code for a protein of 328 amino acids. The record is from RefSeq and is a predicted model, not a curated record.